AUGCCUCUGCAAUUCAAGAAAUGCGUGUUGCAAUCGCCUGGAGACUUGGUCGUUGGGAUACCCAAGAUACAUCAGUCGUCUUUCAUUCGUCUCACUCCAUGGGAUUCGUGCCUGAAACUGGCCACAUCAAUCUUCCCUAUGGAGAUUGGUCUCAAUGUGGCCUCGAGACAGUGUUCUACUGGCUAUGCCACGCUGCAAAUCACGCCGACUGGGCCCAUUAACCGAUACUUGUGUUGCACCACUGGUCGAACACUGGUCGAACCAGCACUGCUCAGUCACAAAUCUCUGAUCGGUUGUCACCAAUUCGCCUUUAUCACGAUGUUGAAACGUAUGAGCACAAAGAUUGCCCAACUGCUCCAAUCCAACAGACAUCCCGUUGUCGAACCACUGACAUUCGUCAGUGUGGUACUUCCGGUUUUGCACCAACUAGUGGAUUGCACGAGCUAUUUGCCGAACGGAUUUAACAGAUUCUGUGAAAAUGAAUCAGCACCAGGCUCGAGUUUUCACAUGCUGAGCCGGUCAAUGGAACCGUUUGUCACGGCAACUCUUCAUCUGAUUCGUUCCUUGUUAUCAACUACCGAUCCCCGUGUGGGGGAUAGUAUCGGUGAAACUGAUGAUGAGAAAACAUUUAUGGAACGUGUGCGUCUCGCCGGACUGGUUCGAUUAAUUCACCUUCAAGCUGCCCAUUACGCUCUAGACCUCGGAUCCGUGCAACAGGCAGAAGAUUGGAUAACGGAUGCAUCAUGCAUGCCCGGACCAGAGACUUCCUCUAACGUAUCAAGCGUACCUGUUGUAGCCGAGUGCUGGUACCAACUUAGAACAUCCGAAUUGUCUGCAAUCGUUGAACGUGCUCGUGGUGAAAAUCGUUUGGCCACCUCUCAUUUACAGAUUGCUCUACAAGAUACCGUGAAGGUAUUUGCAACCAUUCCGACAUCCUGUUCCGCGUCACUAAGUCUGGGUCUCGCUCGGUGCUAUCUACACGGAGUCACCAUUCUCUGUGAUUGGCUUUUUGAAUCGCGCAUUAAAAGUGCCGCAGACCUUCUGACAAACUAUUUGGAACCGGCUAUUCAGCUGGCCAAACGUUUAUCCAUCAGUGUUGACUGCAGUGCCUGGGCUAGUUUGGCUCGAUUUGCUGAUGCACAGUUCAUCGCGUUGGAUUCCUAUCUGUCCUCAUCAGAGUUUGCUGCGCGUCGUCAACUUUUGAUCGAGGCUCGACGAGAUGUCGCGUGUCUGACAGACUUGGGUGAGAAGAGUCGGCUAUUACGGAUGCUUCAACGUCAAUCGGCCAUUGAAUCGGAGGAGAUGGAAACUAUCCAAUCCGAUGCGGAUCGUUAUCUACAUUUGGCAUUCGAUUCCUACUCACGUUGUCUUUCUGAUUCGGACAUGUAUGACCUCAAGAUCUAUCGAUUUGUAUCCCUGUGGCUAUGUGCCUCAGCCGACCCGGACCAACAGCUGCAACCAAAUUCACGAGCAGUGAGUGUUAAUCGAAUCAUGACAGAACGUUUACCUGGGAUUCGCUCGGAUAAAUUCCUCAAUUUAGUUCCUCAGCUCGCUGUUCGCCUAUCCUCCCUCUAUCCCGCCUCGGAGUCGAGUUUCCAGGCUAUUCUUACAAAUGUAAUCGAACGACUAAUUAAUGAUCACCCACACCAUACAGCUUUUGUAUUACUGUUUCUGGUUAAUGCCAAAUUGGACAAUGUGUACAAUCCUCGCCCGCCUGGACAAACCACAGUCCCAAAUACUUCCCGAACGGCAGCAUCUCGUGCUCGGCUGCCUCGGAGUUCGGGCAAACACGUGAACCGUACGGAUGAUGCUCAAAUGAACUCGGAAGAGAAUGGACGCAUUUUGGCCGCACAUCGCCUGUUCGAACGGUUAUCCCACGGAAAACGAAGCAAAUUGUUACAACAAAUGCAAUUCCUUGCAGAAGCCUAUGUGGAGUGGGCUAAUGCGGAUGCUGAGAAAUACCGCACUCACUCAGGUACGCGUGAUUGUCUGCUCAACCGAUUAUUCGACCUUCAGAUUUGGUUGCAAGUAGUUUAUUUCGUUUGGCUACUUAUAAGUAGUCAGUAUUUAAAUGGAAAAGCGCGAGUCGUGGAUGCCUUUUUAUGCAGGGACAUUCCAACAAUUUUUGACUAUCACCAUACACUUCAAUCGAAUAUGUCAGAAGCACAUUCUGUUUCCAACAUAGAAACCGUGUUCCUUCACUACCUGGAUGAUCAAAUAAAUCCAAUGAUUGAACAGCAAUGA
Molecule: messenger RNA, 2244 nt
Organism: Echinostoma caproni
Lineage: Eukaryota; Metazoa; Platyhelminthes; Trematoda; Plagiorchiida; Echinostomatidae
Source: the annotation of a GenBank genome assembly